This is a messenger RNA of Haemorhous mexicanus (house finch), 540 nucleotides long. Its product is annotated as cytochrome c oxidase subunit 6B1. Gene Ontology annotation, cellular component: respiratory chain complex IV; mitochondrion. The record is from RefSeq and is a predicted model, not a curated record. The transcript is spliced from 4 exons. Lineage: Eukaryota; Metazoa; Chordata; Aves; Passeriformes; Fringillidae. The coding region runs from base 109 to 369 and encodes 86 amino acids.
UCUGUGGCCUUUAGUGACGUCAUUUCCGACGACGCUCCGUCGCUUCCGGCGUGACUCGUUGGUUCCGGCGAGCGGCGAGCGGGGGUGAAAGUGACUUUGAGAGCUGCCAUGGCAGAGGACAUCAAGGCCAAGCUGUGCCGCUACAAGACGGCGCCGUUCGACAGCCGCUUCCCCAACCAGAACCAGACCCGCAACUGCUGGCAGAACUACCUGGACUUCCAGCGGUGCCAGCGCGCCAUGGACGCCCGCGGGGCCGAUGCCGCCCCGUGCCAGUGGUACUUCCGCGUCUACAAGUCCCUGUGUCCCACCUCGUGGGUGACAGCGUGGGACGAGGCCCGUGCCGAGGGGAUCUUCCCCGGCAAGAUCUGAGUGUCCCCGGCGGGCGGUGGCACCGGUGGCACGGGGACACCAGUGAGGACGCGGUGACACCGGGGGGGAGGUGACACCGCCGUGACACCGCGGGGGGAGGGGGGGACACGGCUGUCACCCCCCCGGGCAGGGGACGCGCGGUGGCACCGCCAAUAAAGGGUUAAAAACUGG